UAGAGCGGAGAUGUCGCUCCGUGUCUCUGAUUGCAUGGACCGGCUUAAUGUUUAGCAGGACCCACAUACAAACACAAGGACACUUCAAAGAAAACAUAUCAAAGGAACAUCUCUGUGACGACGUAUGCGUUUUGAGGAUGGAGUCAGAAACAUUACACGCAAGAAGGUUACAAAGACGUAAAUCUUCAGACGCAGGUGAUGAUGAGUGGCACGAGGCCCCAGCAGCGCCACCAGAGCGUCCCCUGUCCACUCUGGGUCGCCUCUACGUCUACGCCCUGCACGGCUGCCUGUGCGAGGUGGGCUUCACCGCUCUAUGGGACUGGUGGCAGACCAAGGACCGGAGGCUGCCGGGACACACCAGCCUUUGGGCACUGCCCAUGUACGCCUUGGCCAUCUUCCUGUUAGAGGGCGUGCGCGGCAGGCUGCUGGCCCAGAGGUGCCCGUUACUUCUUCGGCUGCUCGUCUACACGCUGUUCAUCUACCUGUGGGAGUUCAGUUGGGGCACGGUGCUCAGGCUAUUAGGGGCCUGCCCGUGGGACUACUCAGGUUUUAGCUACAACCUGGCGGGUCUGGUGACUCUGGAGUAUGCCGUGCCCUGGGCUCUGGCCUCACUCAUAGCAGAGCAGCAUGUGAUCAGGAAAACUCUGAGACUGCGAAUGGCAAACUGAGACUUGGGUAAUUGGAUGACUCACCCAUUUCUUGUUUCACACGCGAUGCAGAAGCACGCAACGCCGUCGACGCAGGUUUCCCGCUAGGUGUUAUAAUUUUUGGUAAUUGUGAUACUGAAAAUAAAUUAUCGCGGGAAUAAGCACGUUUCUGUGUCCAACACAGUGCAUCCACUGCCUGAAUUGAACAGAAAAAAAUACACUCACCUAAAGGAUUAUUAGGAACACCAUACUAAACUGUGUUUGACCCCC
Esox lucius (northern pike) is the source of this 917-nucleotide messenger RNA. RefSeq names its product transmembrane protein 229B. Lineage: Eukaryota; Metazoa; Chordata; Actinopteri; Esociformes; Esocidae. Bases 48 to 668 code for a protein of 206 amino acids. The transcript is spliced from 2 exons. The record is from RefSeq and is a predicted model, not a curated record.